AUGAGUAAAUAUUUUUUAAAAUAUAUUUUUGUGCCUGAAAAUCAAAAUUUUAUUUAUAAUAGAACGACUUAUAAAUUCUUUAGAGUUGAAGCAUCUUUAUCAGGGUUAAUUAAGGCUUUUUUUCAUAAAACAUUUGUUUUCCAAGGCUAAAAUAAUUCUUAUUGAAUAGUCUAAUAGAAUAGGAGGAAUUAUUCAAAAAAGGAAAGAAAAUUAAUUUAUUUUUGAAGAAAGGUGUUUUUCAAUUAUAAUAGAUAAGUAGUACAAUAGAACAUUAUUUUAUAUGACUGGUAAAAUUGGGCUAUAUUUGUAUCGAUUAAUAUUAUAAUCUAUUAAGUGUGACUAGUAUAAAAAAUUAUUUAGUUAUUAAUAUUGGAAGUGAGAAUUAAAGAGAGUCCAAUAAAGAAGGAAUUUUUAAAACUAUUCAAAUUUAUCAUGAGAAUGAGG
Molecule: messenger RNA, 444 nt
Organism: Paramecium sonneborni
Lineage: Eukaryota; Ciliophora; Oligohymenophorea; Peniculida; Parameciidae
Source: the annotation of a GenBank genome assembly